AUGGUGGCUCGAAAGAGAGGCCAUGAGGAGAUCGACGCCUCAGAGCAUGCCUCGACCCCUCCCACCCUUCUUGAAAGACUCCGAAGUACCUGGGAAUUCGCAAAUCUCAUGCAAUACAUAUAUAUUUUCGGCAAGGCUGUCAAAAUUGAUGAGAAUCUUGACAUCGAGGACCUUGAGCGAGAAUGCUGCAUGCUUGAACCCUCGAAAGUUCUGUCAGAUAUUGGCCUUGCGCUUCUCAAGUAUGUCUCGUCGCAUCGAGGAUUGACACCCGAGAUCUUUGAUGAGUACACCCGGCGUCAAUACGUUGCAAAAGCGCCGCAGAGGAACCCCUUUGGCGAGGAUGAAGAGCCGAAACACUUUGUCGACUUUGAUGUGUUCACGAAACUCAAGGUUCUUGUACAGCUCUCACAGUGGACUCUGAACAAUGCAGAGAGAAUCAGAGAGAAAAUGGACGAGAGGGGCGAAAACGAGCAGUCAAUGGCUUGGCGCAUAAAUGAAAUAGGGUAUGAUCGCCAUGACCGUUAUUACUUUGUCCUUGACGAUAACCGCUUGUACCGCCGCACCGAACCACCACUAUCAUCUCCGCCAGACCCUAAGCCAAAGGUGAAGUCGAAGAAGGCCAAAGCAGCUGCACGAGCUUCUAAGCGCCGAAAAAUCAGAGAAGCAGAAGAGUCAGCCAAUGAUGCCGAUAUUGAGACUCCUCAGCCAGAUGAUGACACCCAAGACACGGAACAUCGUGAGAGCGCCGACGGGUUUGGUGGACGGACGUGGGAAUGUGUUGCUAUAUCAAUGAGUGAGUAUCAGGUAUUUUUGAGCUCUAUCGAGAAAAGUAGAGACGCGGAUGAGAAGGCCUUGUACAAGACCAUAACGGGAGAUGUGAUGCCAAUUAUUGAGCAGGCUGAAGCUUCACAACUACGUAAGAAGCAGAAACAGGAACGAGAAGUAGUGAAUAUGCACAAGCUAGCCACGGCCAAACGCUCUAGCAGGCUCGAAGCCAAAACAGAAAAAGAGCGGCAAGAACGAGAAGCUGUGGAAACUGAGCAGAAGCGAAAAGAGGGGAUUGCCGAAGCGGAAGCGUAUCAGAGGAGACAAGAAAGGAUGGAGCAAGACCGAGAAUCUCGAAUGUUGACCCGCGAGCAACGUCUCAAGGAGCGCGAAAUGAAGCGUAUUUUGAAUGAACAAGACCUCGCCCGCAUGUCAGAAGAGGAGAAAAAGGUAGAUGCUGGCGAGUCUAGAAUGUCUGAACGGCAUCUCAAAGUGGAAAUGGAAAAGAAGAAGAAGGAGCUGGCUGCGUUGGAAGAGUUCGACGAAUGGACAUUUGACUGCUCAAAAUGUGGUCAGCACGGACCGAACUGGGUUCGGCUCCUGCGUCCUUUCUAUGGCAUCUCUCAAGCCGAAGCUGAAAGGGACGACUUCCGUUUCGUCUGUCUUGACUGCACGCGACGAGAAGAAGAUGCGAAAAGGCCCAAGAUACCAAGCCUUAAAUUUCGCCUUGGUCAUUCCCUUUCGCCUCCUGAUCAGAAGCCUAAGGUAGCCAUCCCACAGCCCGCUCAAGUGAGAAAGCCCAAUCUCGCUGCAGAUGACGGGCAAUCUCAGGAUGCAAAACGACUCAAGCAAUUAGAGUCUGCAGAUCCGGUCUUCCUUGGUCCAAGUGCAAGCCCUCUAAACAGCACAACCAAUGGUAUACAUAAGCCGGUCAUGAACGGUUACACAACAAAUCGUCAAGCAUUGUCAACAGACAAACAAAAGUCACCACGCGUGCCAGCACCAAUUCAACCGUAUCCUCCAAAAUUUGCUCGACCUUCUCCUCCUAAUCAAUACAAUCAUUCUCAUAAUGGUCUCAACGGCGUUAAAGGACCAGCUCCUAACCAGUCGUUUCAACCACCGCCAUUCCUGACAAACGGCUAUCGUCCAGCUACACAUACUCCCCGCCCGAAUAGUUACCAAGCUUACCAGUCAUAUGCAAUUCCACAGAACACCUUCCAACCCUCGGCGACGACCCAGCAGUCCCAACAGCAACCUGGCUGGUCUCCCCAAUACGUGCCGCCUCGACCACAGCAAAUCUCUCCCUCGUCCCAUAUUCAAGCGCCGCCCGGUCCCAGUUCUCCAUCGAAGCCUCCCGAUCAGACACGCCCGCCACCUUCACACAACAUGCCUUCCGUACAAGCCCAAAGUCAUUCACUGCCUUCGCCUCUACAAAACGCCCCAUCUCUUUCACCGCCGCAAUACAAGACACCGAAUCAGAGUUUCAACUACAGUGCUCUGUCUUCCACGCCACCACAGCUGGAUGGCACUGUUCCGAAUAACACUGGGGUCUAUGAACCAGUUGGUCCGCCCUCCCAAUCUCCAGUCAAACAAGCUUCCCCACCAGCUGUACAGCCUGUGAAAGCAACCCCGCUAUCCUCAAGCCCAAUUGGUCAUCAGCCAGCGCUCCGGCCCAAUGGUCCCGUCAGUCCCGGGUAUUCUCCCGUGAAAAAUGCUUCUCCUCAACAGCGGCCAUUGCCUCCAAGCCAUGGCGUGCCACUCGAAGCUUCAGCAUUAGUUCUAGCAACUAAGCUAGCUCCGAGUCCUUUGCAGCAGCAUGUAGGUGGAGAAUUAAGGAGUUCGAUCUCACUACCCGAGAAUAUCGAGGCGCACAGACCCGAGCAGCAGAUGGACUAG
Bacidia gigantensis is the source of this 2661-nucleotide messenger RNA. RefSeq lists its product as uncharacterized. The transcript has 5 exons. The record is from RefSeq and is a predicted model, not a curated record. Gene Ontology annotation, biological process: regulation of DNA-templated transcription. Gene Ontology annotation, cellular component: RSF complex. The coding region runs from base 1 to 2661 and encodes 886 amino acids. NCBI's taxonomy places the organism in Eukaryota, Fungi, Ascomycota, Lecanoromycetes, Lecanorales, Ramalinaceae.